AUGCAAUUCCUUGACAAAAUUUACGACCCAGCGGCUGGUUAUCUUUACUUCUUCUACUACCCCCUGGCGGCAGGGAAGCACGAGACCCGAUCAUCUGUCUGGUAUGCGUCAGGUCUCUUGCAACGCAAUGCUGGUGACGAUGUGGAGCAAGCUAUCAAGAUCAUAAAAAAUGUCAUAGGGGACCAGAAGAAGAACCCUGAGGAUCAAUGGUACGGAGACUACACCGUGUACCCGGAAGAGCCUACUGUUGGCACUCCAGCGUAUCCCAAAAAUAUUUACAACUCCUGGGAUCCUAAUUGGCGAGGGUUCAUCGGCACGACCCUUAUUGUGAUUUACGAAGAGUUCAAACAACUUCUGCCUAAAGAUGUUCAAGAGCUUAUUCUUGAGAGCAUGUACAACAAUACAAUCGGUGACAGCUACCGCGUUGGUGGAGUUGACGACGACAAUCUUUAUCCAUCCUACAGCAAUCCUUCCAUCAUGCGUGCCAUCGCAACGGGCUGGACAGGCCGCGCCCUCAACGACUCCAACAUGACCGCGGCCGGCGAGCUUUACGCCCAAGAGAUUUUGGACCUGUUCAACCUUAACGAUACCCUCUCCGAGUUCAAUAGCCCCACGUAUGCGGGCGUCAGCAUUUACGGUUUAACUCUUUGGGCGAAGUAUAUGCCUGCCGAUUCCUCUGUGAUGGGGCAGAAUGGCGCACGCAUGAUCAAGGCCAUUUGGGAAACGAUUGGAAACAUGUACAAUGCGAAUCUUCGAAAUGUCGCAGGACCAUGGGACAGAACUUACGGCUUUGACAUGAACCAGUAUGUCGCCAUUCUCAAUAUCUACAUCUGGUCUCUCAUCGGCAAGGAGAAAGCCCCUGGAAUCCCGCAAACAUGGAGCAUGGCACACGCGGACGACUUCGAGUACGCGCCGCUCAUCUCUGUCUUGGCACCUUUCCAUGACGCUAUCGUGCCCUCAGAAGUUGUGGAAAAGCUCAGCGCAUUCCCGGGUGAGCAUAUGUACGAGACCGCUGCGUUCUCGCCCCCACACGAUGCGGUUCCCCGCAAUGUUACGGCUUGGCUAUCGGGUAAUCUGACCAUCGGCGCCGAGUCGUAUGACGAGGACACCCUUGGGGGACCACGACAAGAUCCUCUUCAAUGGUCUCCUGCUGUGAUACAGUGGUCCAGACAUGACGGGAGUGUCGGGUUUGCUGUUCUGCAUGGCACAGAAGAGGCCAUGGAUGUGGAAGUUAGUCCUGGAAAGCUACGUUUAUCCUACCCUCGCGGUAACUCGACGAGUGUCUUUACCUUUCUUGUCAACUCCAACCCAUUGGGCGACAAACGAGACAUUGCCGGUUUCGAGGACGUCGUGGGAAUCCAUGUGAACGUCAACGGCACAGUGAAGCAGCAGCCCGAGAUUGGCUUCUGCGGACUCGUUGGCGGCACUUGCUCUAUCAUUCAGUGA
Molecule: messenger RNA, 1446 nt
Organism: Colletotrichum spaethianum
Lineage: Eukaryota; Fungi; Ascomycota; Sordariomycetes; Glomerellales; Glomerellaceae
Exons: 3
Coding region: 1-1446 (481 amino acids)
Source: RefSeq, a predicted model, not a curated record